This is a messenger RNA of Purpureocillium lilacinum, 927 nucleotides long. NCBI's taxonomy places the organism in Eukaryota, Fungi, Ascomycota, Sordariomycetes, Hypocreales, Ophiocordycipitaceae. The record is from RefSeq and is a predicted model, not a curated record.
AUGGCGAACGUCGCAAGCGGUCUCCGUCACUUGAGGUGCCAGAAGCAACUCCUCGGCGUCCAAUGGCGCCAGGCAGCCUGGCAACGGCCGACAUCUCAGCUAUGCAUCAGAGCCAUAUCAACACAGCCGCCGGCUGGAGACGCAGGGUCCGGGACGAAUCUGGUAGAAUCCGUUCAGAUCCCGUACCAGGGCAUCACACACGCCCGCACUGUGCCGGCGACGCCUUCCUACUUCUCCAGGGAGCCUCAAUUCAACGACCUCUACAUCCGCAUCUCGAACCUCCUCACCAAGUACCACCACCUCCCGACCGUAUCACCGAACGAGGCCCCGCUGGUCCCCUGGACAAAGCUUGAGGAGAUGCGAUCGCAAAUGGGCGAGCCCAUCAAGGCGUCCCACUACGCAAAGGUCAUCCGGGUGGCCAAGCGCCUCAACCUCAUCGAGCCGACCCUCCGGCCGGCCGAGGUGAAGAUUGCGCUGCAAGACUUCGCAAGAGACAUCAACCCCUUCUUGAACAUGCCGCGCCCAGUCCCAAUCGACAAGUUUGGGCGAGCUGUUGGAGUUGGGAAGAGGAAGGAAUCCACCGCACGGGCGUUCGUUGUUGAAGGCACCGGAGAGGUUUUGGUGAAUGGAAAGACGCUCAGCGAGGCGUUUGGACGUGUUCACGACCGCGAGAGCGCUGUUUGGGCACUCACUGCGACGGAGAGACUCGACAAGUACAACGUGUGGGUGCUCGUUGAGGGAGGUGGAACAACAGGUCAAGCAGAGGCCAUCACCCUGGCCGUUGCCAAAGCGCUCAUUGCUCAUGAACCAGCCCUCAAGACGGCUCUGAGGAAAGCCGGCUGCAUCACGAGAGACCCGAGGACUGUCGAGAGAAAGAAGCACGGUCACGUCAAGGCCCGAAAGAUGCCUGCCUGGGUGAAGCGUUAA